AAGUGUACGUGUUUCACGCCUCCGCGCCACUUAAAGCCGCAUUGUUUAAUUACUUGAUUCCUAAGCGUUUUUAGACAAAUAUAAUUCGAUAGAUUUUAAUAUGUAUCCCUCGUGCAUCGUCCGCUGCCAGGUAAAAAUCGCACUGCGGGAGUUUUCACUAAGUUUGACGACGUCGUACCGUAAACAUGAACUGGUUCACUAACCAAUUUAAGUUUAAUUUAUUUAUCUACACAACGGUGUUUGGUUUGUGCGUUUCUCGAGAAUGCAAUGGCCUGCCGCAUAUCAUUUUCAUUUUAUGCGACGAUAUGGGCUUCAAUGAUGUUGGGUUUCACGGAUCGAACCAGAUACCCACACCCAACAUAGAUGCUCUCGCUUACUCUGGGCUAAUACUGAACAAUUAUUACGUCAAUGCGAUAUGCACACCUUCAAGGAGUGCCCUUAUGACAGGGAAGUACCCUAUUCAUACAGGUAUGCAGCACACGGUGCUCUAUGGUAGUGAGCCACGAGGUUUACCGUUGACAGAAAAAAUUUUGCCACAACAUCUGGAAGAAUUAGGAUAUGUUAACCGAAUUGUAGGAAAAUGGCAUUUGGGAUCAUGGAAGAAGGAAUACACUCCUCUGUACAGAGGUUUUGUUUCCCAUUUGGGUUACUGGACCGGACACCAUGACUACUACGACCACACAGCAGUAGAGAAUCCAGGAUGGGGUUUAGAUAUGCGCGAAAAUUUAAGCAUAGCGUACAAUCUUCACGGACAAUACUCCACAGAUUUGUUUACGCAGGAGUCUGUCAGAUUGAUCAACUCCCAUGAUACCAGCAAGCCGCUGUUCUUAUAUUUAGCCCACGCAGCCGUUCAUUCCGGCAACCCUUAUGAACCUCUACGGGCACCAGAAGAAGAAAUCCAAAAGUUCGGUUAUAUCGAAGACACUCAAAGACGAAAAUACGCAGCAAUGAUGACACGUUUAGAUAGUUCGGUGGGGCAAGUCGUAGAAGCUUUGAAAAACAAAAGCAUGCUCGAAAACAGCAUAAUUGUCUUCACUACAGACAAUGGCGGACCGGCAGCAGGAUUCAACUUGAACGCGGCCUCAAAUUAUCCCCUAAGGGGAGUAAAAAACACCCUUUGGGAGGGCGGCGUCAGAGGUGCGGCGUUAGUUUGGAGCCCCCUUAUUGAAAAACCUUAUAGAAUUUCCAAGCAAAUGAUGCAUAUAGUUGACUGGUUGCCGACGAUUUUAGAUGCAGCUUCCUAUAACAUAAGUAAUCUACGUAACUUAGACGGUUUGAGCAUAUGGGAGGCAUUGUCACAAAAUAGGACAUCACCCAGAAACGAAAUAUUGCACAACAUUGACGACAUUUACGGAAAUGCAGCUUUAACAGUCGGACAAUGGAAAUUACUAACAGGAACAACCUACGGUGGUGCUUGGGACGGUUGGUAUGGACCGUCGGGACGGGAAUAUCCUUACAACGUGAGCCUCGUCGUUGAAAGCCAAGUAAAUAAAGCCUUACUUUCGAUUGGCAGGGGUGCCACUGUUGACCAAAUGAAUAUCCUUCGCGGCCAAGCCUUGGUGAAGUGUAAUAAGAUCAGUCAAGCGAAAUGUGAUCCGCUUAAAGCACCUUGUUUGUUUAACAUCGUCGACGAUCCUUGCGAAGACAACAAUGUCGCCGAUGUGUAUGAGGACAUUUUGCGCGACCUGCAAGAUACUCUUGCCGGUUACAAUAAGACUGCGUUACCACCUGGUAAUCUACCGUUAGACCCCAGAGGAGAUCCAAAGAACUGGAAUUAUGUGUUUACUAAUUUUGGCGAUGAAGAUGCUUUCCACUGCAGGACCAUAUAAAAAACGAAGUUUUAUUUUCAUUCUGCUCGCUGCUAUUAAUAAUGGAAGUAACUUUAAUAAGUUUAUUACAAAUCUAGUCACCUUUUUUAAUAUAUUAAAACGUAUUACAUUUGAUUUUUGAUUAAUUGGUUUUGUGUAUUGCGCCAUGUUCAAAUUUUAAUGUUGUUGUUUUAAUUUUCUCCCAAAAAAUUGUUCAAUCAACAGAAUAUCUAAUGAAGGAUCAAUGAAAAUUGAUAUACACUUUUUUUCUUAAGAGCAUCUAAAUAAUAUCACAAUGCAUAAUUCCUGGUUUGUAGGUAUAUGGCGUAACUGGAUUAUUUAAACAACCACACCAUAAAUUUGACUU
Cylas formicarius (sweet potato weevil) is the source of this 2175-nucleotide messenger RNA. RefSeq names its product arylsulfatase I-like. Lineage: Eukaryota; Metazoa; Arthropoda; Insecta; Coleoptera; Brentidae. The transcript has 8 exons. The record is from RefSeq and is a predicted model, not a curated record. The coding region runs from base 186 to 1829 and encodes 547 amino acids.